AUGGGGAUAUUCGAGAAGGGCUACGAGAAGCCCUCUCCCAUCCAGGAGGACAGCAUUCCGGUCGCGCUGGCGGGCAAGUCCGUGUUGGCCCGCGCCAAGAACGGCACGGGCAAGACGGGGGCGUUCGUGAUCCCGCUCCUGGAGAAGACCUCGACCACCAAGAACGCGAUCCAGGGGCUCAUCCUCGUGCCGACGCGCGAGCUGGCCCUCCAGACCUCCUCGGUGGUGAAGGAGCUCGGGAAGCACAUGAACGUGCAGUGCAUGGUCUCCACUGGCGGCACCAGCUUGCGGGAAGACAUCAUGCGCCUCUACAACGAGGUCCACAUCGUGGUGGCGACCCCAGGCCGCGUGCUCGACCUGGCGAACAAGAGCGUGUGCGAUCUAAAGGAGUGCAAGAUUUUGGUGAUGGACGAGGCCGACAAGCUCUUGUGCCCCGAGUUCGAGCCCAUCAUCGAGGACCUCCUGAAGUUCUUGCCCGCCGACAGGUGGCGCCUCGCUGCGCCGCACCUCGCGGGAGCCUCGCGCCUCGACCGGCGCGGGGACUCGCUCCGCGACCGGCGUGGUGCCGCGCUGCGCGACCGGCGUGCAUCUUUCCUUGACUGA
This is a messenger RNA of Prorocentrum cordatum, 603 nucleotides long. NCBI's taxonomy places the organism in Eukaryota, Dinophyceae, Prorocentrales, Prorocentraceae. The record is from the annotation of a GenBank genome assembly.